Molecule: messenger RNA, 775 nt
Organism: Aphanomyces invadans
Lineage: Eukaryota; Oomycota; Saprolegniomycetes; Saprolegniales; Verrucalvaceae
Exons: 2
Coding region: 1-501 (166 amino acids)
Biological process (GO): CENP-A containing chromatin assembly; chromosome segregation
Cellular component (GO): chromosome, centromeric region; chromatin; nucleus
Source: RefSeq, a predicted model, not a curated record
AUGGCGGACGACGAGGACGUCGUGGAGGUACCGUUCCCAGUGGUGUUCCAGUGCCGCGUGUGCCGAGCCAUUGUCGCCGACUCGACGGCACUCUCGGCAAGUGACGUUGACCAGCGAACCAUCACAUUCUGCCGCGUGACCCAUGUGCAACGAAGUCCGACGACAACUGCCGACUGUGGCAACUCGUUCCAACAGCUCUCGUGCACGCAGUGUGACGGUGUCCUGGGCAAGUUCUACAUUGGAACGAUCCGUGCCUUGGACAAGGUGCGCGACCUUUACACAUUGGACGCAUCUGCCCUCACCAAUUACCGCAUUGGCACUGUUGUCGACGACGCUGUGACGUCCCCACCACAAGACCACGUUCUUUUCGCAAAUGACCCCACUGCAGCUGAAACUACAUUAACAGUCGAGCAGUUUCGCUCUGACAUGGACAAGGUCCAAAACUUUCUCCUGCUCGUCGAUGAACGCUUAAGUGACAUCGAGGAUGCACUUCAACGGUGAUCCAUGACGCGUCCUCCCUCCUUUCGCCGGCGGCGCCGUCGUUCUCUCGAAGUUGUUCGCCCGCAAUCCUCGCACGAAAGCUUCCGCGAUCAUCAAUACACGCUGUGUGCGUGUCACGCCCAAAAGAUUUUCCACCACCACACGAAAAAUGAAAAUUGCAUUCGUUUUUCAAGUACUUUUAUCAAGCAUAUAUACCUUUCGUCCAUCGACAGACCAAUCAAACGAAUUUCAGCGGAAUUUUAGCCAAUCGAAAUAAAGAAGCAAUUUUGGACAC